UGGCUGACGUGGAAGCGAACGGGAACCCGCCCUAUAUCAGGCGCGGGCGGGCGGAAUGCAGCUGAGAAAAAAACCGAGCGCCUGAAAGGGCGGAGGUAGGACGGGGCGGGCAGCGAGCCGGUUGCGCUGCAGCGGGUAGUCCCCCGACGUUCCUUUCCCCCUUCUUGGCACGCCCCCAACGGCGAAAGCGACCGCGAGAGAGCCCUGAGGGCGAUGGCUGCAGAAAUGGACCCCACCAGCGAAGAAGGUCUGCUGAAAAAUGAAGUAAUUCCUGAAGUUGGAGAAGAUGCUGCUGCUUCGGUCACUGUUACAGAAGUUCUUUCUGAAGAAGAACAGGAUGAACUUAGAAGAGAGCUUGCUAAGGUAGAAGAAGAAAUCCAAGCUUUGUCACAGGUACUGGCUGCUAAAGAGAAGCAUCUAGCCGAAAUAAAGAGAAAACUGGGGAUCAGUUCACUGCAGGAGCUGAGGCAGAACCUUUCCAAAGGGUGGCAAGAUGUCACAUCAACCAAUGCGUAUAAGAAGACAUCAGAAACACUGUCUCAAGCUGGGCAGAAAGCGUCUGCUGCAUUCUCAACAGUUGGCUCUGCAAUAACGAAGAAGCUGGAAGAUGUGAAAAAUUCCCCAACGUUCAAGUCAUUUGAAGAAAAAGUGGAAAACUUAAAGUAUAAGGUUGGGGGAACCAAGCCUGCUGGGGGUGACUUUGGAGAGGUCUUGAACUCUGCUGCCAAUGCCAGUGCCACAGAACCUACUACAAAGCAGCUGGAAGAGGAGACUCAGUGAUCGUCCUGCCUCCCUUGUGCUACCCACUGCCAGAUGCUGCAAGCAAAUGCUGAAGCACAACACCUCUGCUGUAGACUGUUACAGGAUGCCCUUCUAUUAGCACUUAGCUUUAUAGAUGUUUAAUAUAAUAGUUUCUUGAAGGUUAAGAGUAUUUUUGAAACCAUAAAAGAUACUCUUGCCUACGUUAUCUGUGGGAUGGGGAAUUUUUAUGCAUUUUGAGUAUUUAGAAAGAUUUAUUUCUAGUCUAAAGUAAUAAUCAUUAAGGUUUUACAAAGGUUUUAGAAAAGAGAGAUACAACGCUAUACAUGAUGGAUGCUGUGAUGAAUAGCAAUUGCCUCAUGCCAUAUCUCUUCCUACUUAAUUCAUUGCCAAAACCUUAAAAGUUUUCAUUGCUAUUUUAAGUGAACACCCUUAAUUUGGCUUGUUGCAAGAGGUUCCGCUGGAAAAAAAUCUGCGUUGAUCUUGUAAUGUUAAGUUGACCCGGUAUGUGUUGUAGACCUGGUAAGCGGACAUUGAAAAUAGGGUAGUUCCAACAAACUAACCAUUUUUAUGGUUCCCCUAAGAUGGUUAUCCUGACAGUGGCUUCCUUUAACUGUUACAGCUAAGCAGAGAUGCAGUUUUGUCUUGGGUAUUACAAGUUGACUUGCAGAAGUAAAACGGGCUCAUCAGAUAAUGAAGCAGGUUGUUAACAUAGAUUAUAUAGGCUGAAAUUCUACCACAAAUUGAGUGGUUUAGAAGCACCAUACUCAAAUGGUUACCCCUCCCAAAUUGACUAAAAAGAAUAAACAUAGGCCAUGCCAUUUUUGCCACUUAUAACACAUUUCAACCCUCCUCUCUCUCUUCUCACCCCCCCUUAAAAGGAAUGAAGCGCAUGGUACCAGUAUGCAGAGCUAUCCAUACAUUUCCAUUUGGACAGAUGCACACUGGAGUGUAGGCAAUAUAGACCCAGCCUCUGAAUCUGCUCCAGUGGAAGAUUGUCCUUCUGGGGAAUAGGAUUCAAUAAGCUGGCAAUACCAUCUCCUGAAAAUAAAUAAGCUUGGAUAUUGGGUCAUCUUUCUGUUCCUAAAAAGUGUUAUUUUAACUAAAACCUGUUGCUGCCCCUGUAAAAAGACUCAACUUCCUAGAAUCUGAAUGCACUCCCACCUUGUAUCUAUACUGCGUGCCUGCAUUAGAUGAUUUUCUGGCACACUGGAAGGUUAUAUUUAGCAGAAGUGUUUUGCCACAUUUAAUCACAAUGCUUGAAAUGAACUAGAACACAUUCUUAAAAGGUGCAUUGUAACUUAGGCUUAAUCUUUAUAGCUACAGCAGAACUGCACAAAUAAUGUUUGUUAAGCAAUGAUGCCGUAUUUGACAGCUUUCUGUAGCAUUUCAGAUUUAGCCCAAAUACUUGAUCACAUGUAAAAAUAAAAGCAUUGUCUUCUCAAAUGCAAAAUGCUA
Messenger RNA from Rhineura floridana, 2217 nucleotides. RefSeq names its product tumor protein D52 (gene TPD52). Gene Ontology annotation, cellular component: cytoplasm; mitochondrial small ribosomal subunit. The record is from RefSeq and is a predicted model, not a curated record. NCBI's taxonomy places the organism in Eukaryota, Metazoa, Chordata, Lepidosauria, Squamata, Rhineuridae. Gene Ontology annotation, biological process: B cell differentiation. The coding region runs from base 214 to 780 and encodes 188 amino acids. The transcript has 6 exons.